GGCACAGUAGGGGAAGCUCAGAGCCUCCCUCAGAGAGAGGAUGAAGACAGCUGGGACAGAAAUGGAACUCACCCCGCUGUCAUCCAUGGCUACAGUCACCUUCAACUAUGACUACUACUACGAUGACCAGUGCCAGCACCAGCACCUGCAACAUAUGUCUACUUUCCUGCCUAUCCUUUAUAGCACCGUGUUCCUGGUGGGCAUUGUUGGCAACUCAGUCCUGAUAGCGGCCUUGAUCUUCAAGCGGAGGGUCCGGAGGCUGAUUGACAUCUUUAUCAUCAACCUCGCUACGUCUGACUUCAUCUUCCUCAUCACACUGCCUUUCUGGGUGGACAUGGAGGUGUCAGACGAGAGCUGGAGGGUAGGAUCUUUCCUCUGCAAAGCUAGUUCCUAUGUCAUCUCAGUCAACAUGUACUGCAGCAUCCUGCUCCUCACCUGCAUGAGUGCUGACCGGUACCUUGCUAUCAUGCACCCCUCUGUCGCACGACGGAUCAGGACAAGAUCCUAUUUUGGAGCACUCUGCAUCUCUGUCUGGGUAUUAUCCUGCUGCUUAGGGAUACCAACCCUUUUGUCCAGAGAACUGAAGAUGCAAUAUGGAAAGACUUACUGCACAGACAAAGCCGUGACAGAAGUCAAACAGAUCAUGUCGCUGAUGCUUUUAAUCCUGGCCUUCUUCUUCCCUCUGUUUAGUAUCUUAACCUUUUACUGCUCCAUCACCAAGAGACUCUGUGUGCACUAUCAGAAGGCUGGGAAACGUGAUAAGAAACUGAGAAAAUCCAUCAAGAUUGUCUUCAUUGUAGUGGCAGCUUUUGUUGUCUCCUGGGUCCCUUACAACCUUUUCAAGCUUAUGGCCACCCUUUUGCGUCUCCUAAAGCAGCCCGACUGUUUUUCUGGCACGGUUGCCCAGCUGGGCAUGAAGGUGAGCAGCCCUUUUGCUUUUGCCAAUAGCUGUGCCAACCCUUUCAUUUACUUUUUCUUUGACAACUACAUCCGGAGAGCCAUGCUCCAGUGCCUGUGCCCACGGGUGAAAAUGAGCAGCAACAGCUCUGAUACCCUGGACAGCCACCUGAGCCAUUCCUUAUCCAAUUUUGUGGCAGGAGAGUGUGCCACCAGGAAGAGGAAGUGCUCUGUGUCCCUCUGACUGUGAGCUUGGACUGUGGAGAAAGGAACUUCUUCCCCCAAAGAUGGCAGGAAAAAAAAAGGAGAAACAACAGACAGGUGCAAGUGUAAUGCAAGCAGUGCUUCAGGUAGGAGGGAUAUUGCUUCCUUUUAAAUGCAGGUAGAUGGAAACAACCACAGAAUUGCUUCACAGGGAUUGCUGUGGCAAUGCAUGGUGUGAAUGUGAAACCAUCAUACCAAGAAAUAGCUACAAAUGCUCAUCCUGGAACCCCAGUACAAGUGCUACAAACAACAGAGAAGAACCAUAUGAUUCAGUCAAGGCCUCUCCAAAACAAGUUUUGAACUUAUGCCUGCACAGGUUUUUAUUCUGUGCAAGAAAAGGAACCCAGGUGUUUCUUUCUGGUUCCUCGCUUGCCCACAAGUAGUGUGCGAUGUCUUCAAACCAUCCUGAUCAAUUUUGGGUUUUUGGAGGUUUUUUGAACUUAAAAAUCCAAUAUUUCAACGAAUUUGUGUGUAACCAGUUCUCAUAACUCGAUCUUGUGCAUUUUAAGUCUCAGGUUCUUAUUACAGCAUUAAAUCUUUGGGUUUAAUUGUAAUAAUGAAAGUGCUUAGCCCCUUGAAUUUCAGAAAAAACAGAAUUUUAAGGCAGAGAGACCAGGAGACAAGCAAAACCUUGCACUUAACCUUUCUCUUAAAGAAAACAAGACCAACAAAAGCACACUUGUGCUUUUUAAGACUUUUUUGAGGACCUGACACAAUUUCUGAUUGCUUGGGUCAGAACUAAAGAGUCACUGCCUUCUACUAAGGAGUGAUUUCUAGAGUGAAAGGUUACACACAUGCAAACCUGCUUAAAGGCUUCAAAGGGAAGACACCUAUGUCAGCUAACACAGCUCAUGUAAAAACUGUCUGGACAGUAGAGGAAAAAAACCCUGGAGACUGGACAAUGGAAGUGGCAUCCCUCUGAUGUCACUGCAGCAUGUGUACAUUCACUAUGGCUUUUCACACCUCUGUAUUUUCUAAACGACUGUAAAUGGGAAUAACUCUUUUGAGUGUUACAAAUAAAUCCUGGUAUUUGCAUUUUGCAUUGAA
This is a messenger RNA of Haemorhous mexicanus (house finch), 2208 nucleotides long. It is a transcript of the gene GPR15, whose product is annotated as G protein-coupled receptor 15. NCBI's taxonomy places the organism in Eukaryota, Metazoa, Chordata, Aves, Passeriformes, Fringillidae. Gene Ontology annotation, cellular component: membrane. Gene Ontology annotation, biological process: immune response; G protein-coupled receptor signaling pathway. The coding region runs from base 41 to 1141 and encodes 366 amino acids. The transcript has a single exon. The record is from RefSeq and is a predicted model, not a curated record. Gene Ontology annotation, molecular function: G protein-coupled receptor activity.